Messenger RNA from Oncorhynchus masou masou (cherry salmon), 2449 nucleotides. Its product is annotated as pleckstrin homology domain-containing family O member 1-like. Gene Ontology annotation, cellular component: muscle cell projection membrane; ruffle membrane. The coding region runs from base 577 to 1887 and encodes 436 amino acids. The transcript has 6 exons. The record is from RefSeq and is a predicted model, not a curated record. Gene Ontology annotation, biological process: regulation of myoblast fusion. NCBI's taxonomy places the organism in Eukaryota, Metazoa, Chordata, Actinopteri, Salmoniformes, Salmonidae.
CCCCUCCCACACACCCCCACUUUCUACAGCCUAUAAUUUCCAUAUUUGCGUCUUUCACACGAACCUCGUGCCUUCAUUCUUUGUUUUCCGUGAUGAUAUCAUGACUCCGUAGCCCUGCAGCUUGGGCUUUAGAGAGAUUGAGCCAUCGAGUUACAGAGCGGGGGAGAAGGCUAUCCAGUCUCCCAGCUGCAUGCUCUCUAAUAACCAAAGCCUCGGAGAAGAGAGGAGAGGGAGAGGGAGGGGGACUCAAUAGGGAGGCAAUGAAACGGACUCAUCCGCGUAACUAGACACUACCAGUCCAGUUCAGUGUUCAGAGCAUGCGAGAGCGAAGCUCGACCAACCGCAUUCAGUUAUAUCUACAAAGGAAUAGAGAGGGAGACAAUUGAAGUGUUCCAGCCUAGGGAGGCGGCGAGGAAAGGAGCAAGACAUAGCCUACUGGCGGCUUUCGAGCGUCACGGGCAUAUACACCCCGUGUCCAGAAUUUACGGCCAUUCUUGGCAUCAGCCUGUUGUACAAAAUUGCGGAUUUAUAACUGAGUGAAUUCGGGGAUAGUCAUCGACAGUCCUGUCCUUCACAAUGAAGAAAAACAAUUCAGCUAAACGGGGCCCGCAGGACACAAACCAGCACAAUACGCAGCCAGACAAAAUCGGUUGGAUUCGCAAGUUCUGUGGCAAAGGGAUAUUUAGGGAGAUCUGGAAAAAUCGUUUUGUAAUACUCAAAGGGGACCAACUUUACAUCUCAGAGAAAGAGGUGAAGGAUGAGAAGAAGAUCCAGGAGGUGGUUGACCUGACGGAUUACGAGCGUUCUGAGGAGCUCCGCAAGGCCAAGAGCCGCAGCAAGAAGAACCACAGCAAGUUCACCCUGCUGCGCUCCAGAACCCCAGGCAACACGGUCCCAAACCUGGUGUUCCUGGCUGUUAGUCCAGAGGAGAAGGAGUCCUGGAUAAACGCCUUAAAUGGAGCAAUCACCAGAUCCAAGAACAGCAUCCUGGAUGAGGUCAUGGUUGAGGAUGAAAAUCUUCUGUCCCAUCUCACACGGGACAGGGCUAAGAUCCCUCACACACGGCGCCUGCCUACACGAGGACACAUCAUGGCUGUGGCCUCCACUUCUACCUCUGACGGCAUGUUGACCCUUGACCUGAUCCAGGAGGAGGACAGCCCCAGCACAGACGGCCAGGACACCUGUGACAAGAGCUUCCGGGCCAACCUGGACAAAUCCACUCAGCUCGACUGCCUCAGGUCCAAAACAGAGGGUGCCAUCAGUAGCAUCUGUCUAACGCCUCCCACAGAGGUCACUGGGAAGUCCCAAAGCCUGCCGCGCGUUACCGGGGUCACCUGGGACGAUAAACAGCAACUUCAGAGCCCGAUGGGGAAGUCCUGCACUCCUCAGCCAGGCAAGAGGCUCACACCGGCCGAGAAAAGCCGCUGCGCCUCCAUGGACGAGAUCCUCUCACACUCCGGGACGCAGGCCACCAAACCCAGGACAUCCAUCCCCCGCUCUGCCACCUCUGCCCCCCCGGGCAACCUGCCACCCAUCAGCCAGCUGCAGGACCUAAUCGCUCAGAAGCUGGAGAGAACUCAGGAGCUGCUGAUGCAGGUGCAGGGGGCGAAGGGGGAGGAGGUGGAGCGGGGGAAGGGGAAAGGGAAGGACUCGCCAGGUUCCAAGGGCUCCAAGGGUUCCUCGGACGGGGCCCGGGCGGAGGCAGAGAGGCUGCUGAAGGAGGCAGCAUCCACAUGGGGUCAAGCCAAGGAUGUUCUAGAGGAGGUGAAGGAGCUGAGGGCGCUCUACCGUCAGCUGGACUCGCUGCCCACCACCCCUGCCUCCCUCUCACCCCUCACACCCUCCAACAGUGGCAAGCAGACUGACUACAGGAAGAGCAUGAUGUGACCGUCAGAGAACUCAACACAGACUGGACUAUGAAUCCCUGAGCAAAAAAACAACUCAACAUGCAAAGCCACAAUAUUGUUAAAUAUGUCUGUUUCUCUCCUUCUGUGUUCUGUCACUUUAUUGAUGCUGUGACAAAGUGAGGGCAUACAGUUGCCCAACGACGUCCCCUUUUCUUGACCACUGUGCCCUUACAUGUCUGCUUGAUGAAGGGUGUGAGGGGCAAAGGGAAGGGGCCAAUCUAGGGACUCAGGUACAUGUUGGCCAGGGAGUCUCUCUGUAUUGACAUGCUGAUGAAAGACCUUGUGAUACUGCAGUGUCGGGUGUUGUUUUCCUCUGCGUUGGUUGUCAAAGAGGGAAUGUUGCAAGGUUUGGGCGGGGAAUCAGAAGGGCUCUGCUCUCCAGGGACAGACACACAGUGGUUGAGGAUGACUCAGAUUACAGGAAGGGAAACAUGGUGUCCAGACCAGCCCGUAUGUUGGGAAUGUCAAUGUUUUCCUUUUUCUGUUACACAACACACUGGAAGGUUGGUCUGAGCCAGAUUCCCAACGACCACCACUCUAAA